Arxiozyma heterogenica is the source of this 750-nucleotide messenger RNA. RefSeq lists its product as uncharacterized. Bases 1 to 750 code for a protein of 249 amino acids. Gene Ontology annotation, cellular component: membrane; endomembrane system. The record is from RefSeq and is a predicted model, not a curated record. The transcript has a single exon. Lineage: Eukaryota; Fungi; Ascomycota; Saccharomycetes; Saccharomycetales; Saccharomycetaceae.
AUGACAUCGAACAGUAAAACUCCUAAAAAACACAAUUAUUUAAUUCCAACCAAACGAUCAUUAUUUUUCAAUAUCACCAGUUUAAUCCUUUGUGGUAGAGGUCUUUUUAAAUGUACACAAUUGGUAUUGCCUCCAAGUUUAAGUCAAGCCGGUCAUAAACAGUUUUUAACCAAUUUGUCAUUAGUAGCUACAAUUAUCAGCAAUUUUUUAAAUAUAAUAAAUUGGUUUGUUCAGAGGCCAAACCACAAUGGUAACCAAUUUGUUUUCAAUUACAUAUGUAGACAUUUCAUUUUACCAAUUGCUUUAACACUAGAGACAAUUGUUCCUAUAGUGUAUUGGCCAUUAAGACUAUUUGCACAAACUCUUAUAGUACAAGAAGUUCCAAAAGAUAAACCAUAUCCGCUUCCAAUCUCUACUGAUCUUUCAAUUCAUUUAUUCCCAUUCCUUUUUCUACUGAGUGACCAUUAUUUCUCUGGGUUUGGGUGUAAAUUUGAAAUAUCAAAUACUAAAGCUUGGUUCAUUGUUUCUCUUUUGGGGUUCGGUUAUUUUAAAUAUUUAUUCUUUUUAAUUGAUCCUUCCAAAGGUCAAGCAUAUCCAUACCCAUUUCUAGAUGUUGAAGAGCCUAUGAGAGCUAUAAUAUUCAUCGUUGUAUCUACUGUAUCAUGGCUUUUUUUCAUCCUUUAUCAAACCUUUCCACCAGAGACUCCUAUCCAGAAGAAUAGAGAAAGUAAGAAUACCAAGAUAAAUUAA